Messenger RNA from Striga hermonthica, 2334 nucleotides. NCBI's taxonomy places the organism in Eukaryota, Viridiplantae, Streptophyta, Magnoliopsida, Lamiales, Orobanchaceae. The record is from the annotation of a GenBank genome assembly.
AUGUGGCUUUCAAGUUCAAAUGGAGGUAACAAGGGAAGACGAGGAGGAAGGAACGGCCUAGUUGCCGUGGCCAUCGAUAAAGACAAAGGAAGCCAAAACGCUCUCAAAUGGGCUUGCGAGAAUCUCAUCACGAGAGGCCAAACCGUUAUUCUCAUCCACGUCAUCCAAAGAUCGCAUUCCGUGAUGCCAUCAUUUGGAAAAUAUGCGGUCAAUGGUCUCAAUGGCGCGAAAAAUGCUCAAAAGAAUGUCCUUGAGAAGCAAACCAAAGAGCUAUUGCUCACCUUUCAUUGCUAUUGUACUCGUAAAGAUAUACAAUGUUUAGAUGUUGUCCUGGAAGACACGGACGUAGCAAAAGCAAUAUCAGAAUGUAUGGCUCAUGCUGCAAUCGAGAAUCUGGUUCUUGGCGCGUCUCGCCAUGGAUUUAUCAAGAGAAUGAAGACAGUGGACAUACCGACUAAGGCAUCAAAAGCAGCACCCGAUUUCUGCACAGUUUAUGUCAUUUCGAAAACAAAGAUAUCUUCUGUCAGGAAUGCGUCCCGUCUGGCGCCAUUUGUGUCCCCUCUCUUAGCACAAAUACAGCAAAUCGAGGAACAGGCGAACAAAACCGAAACCUUAACUGCUGCCGAUAAUCUGUCCAAGCGCACACCAAGCAUGAGAGGUGGAGGUUUUAGGACACCACUAAAGGCUGCAGUUGAUGACACUGAUUUCAUAAGGACACCAUUUUCGAGGGGAAGAGGGUACAAUCCAAAGAUGUUUGGCGAUCUCUCGGAACUCGAUACGGAUAUAUCAUUCGUAAGCUCAGACAGAGACAGGACGAGCACAGACCGUGUCUCUGGCAUACUUUUCGACAGCAUCGACUCUUGCCGGACCCCACGAGUUUCGUUGAGCUCAGAAAGCAGUUAUGGGUCCAUGCAUUCGGGGGCCAAAGGGAGCGAAUAUAGUUCAUUCACAGACUUUUCGACAUCCUCAGUCGAGAGCGACGAUGCUCAAGCUGAAAUGAGAAGGCUGAAGCUUGAGCUGCAGAGGACCAUGGAAAUGUACAGCACAGCAUGUAAAGCAGCUCUAACAGCAGAACAAAAGGCAAUGGAGCUCCACAGGUGGCGAGAGGAGGAAGAACGACGGCUAGAAGAGGCCCGUCUAGCUGAGGAGUCGGCCCGUCUAACUGCCGAGCAAGAGAAGGCCAAAUACAAAGCGGCCUUGGAAAAUGCCGAAAAGAGAGUGAGUUCCGAGACGAAAGCCUCGGAGGACUCAGACGAGAAGGCUCAUAGUCUAUUGGCCAUGAGAUACAGAAGGUACACUAUAGAUGAGAUCGAGAAAGCAACCGAGUUUUUUGCCGAGAAGCUUAAAGUCGGGGAAGGUGGCUAUGGCCCAGUGUACAAAUGCCACCUGGACCAUACACCCGUUGCCGUUAAGGUCCUCCGGCCGGAUGCCGUUCAGGGAAGGUCUCAGUUUAAUCAAGAGGUCGAGAUCCUGAGCUGCAUGAGGCACCCGAACAUGGUACUCCUCCUCGGCGCGUGCCCCGAGUACGGCUGCCUCGUCUACGAGUACAUGUCAAACGGCAGCCUCGAGGACCGGCUCUUCCGCCACUCUGGCAGACCUCCGCUGACCUGGCAGCUCCGGUUCCGAAUAGCAGCUGAAGUUGCCACGGGCCUACAUUUCCUCCACCAGGCCAAGCCCGAGCCUUUGGUCCACCGAGACCUCAAGCCUGGUAACAUCCUCCUCGACAACAACUUCGUGCCGAAAAUUGGUGAUGUGGGCCUGGCCCGACUCGUCCCGCCUUCAUAUGCUGCCAGCGAGGACUCUGUCCACCUCCGUAUGACAUCAGCUGCCGGGACAUUCUGCUAUAUUGACCCAGAGUAUCAGCAGACGGGCAUGCUUGGGGUCAAAUCAGACCUUUACUCGUUCGGGAUUAUACUUUUGCAGCUGCUGACAGCAAAGCCAGCUAUGGGGUUGGCUCACCAUGUGGGCCGGGCGGUCGAGCGGCGGGCUUUGAAAGAGGUUUUGGACCCGGAAGUGCCGGAUUGGCCCGAAGAGGAGGCCAUGAGGAUUGCAAGAUUGGGCCUGAGGUGUGCGGAGAUGAGGAGGAAAGAUCGGCCGGAUCUCGGUAAAGUUGUUUUGCCGGAGCUAAUUAGGCUGAGGGAGUUUGCUGAGGAGAAUAUGGGGCAGUUUCUCGUGGGUGGCAUGGCGCGUUUUUCCGUAAUCGACGGUCGAGUUUCUACGGAUCAUAACAAGGUAAUGAAGAGCGAGCCUAAAGUAAAACUUGAAUAUAGCACACCAAAAGCCUGUCUGAGUACAGCAUCUCUACCAGACAACCUAUCUGAAGCUGCUGAAUGA